This is a messenger RNA of Penicillium hordei, 1119 nucleotides long. Its product is annotated as checkpoint protein HUS1 family protein. The transcript has 5 exons. The coding region runs from base 1 to 1119 and encodes 372 amino acids. The record is from RefSeq and is a predicted model, not a curated record. Lineage: Eukaryota; Fungi; Ascomycota; Eurotiomycetes; Eurotiales; Aspergillaceae. Gene Ontology annotation, cellular component: nucleolus; site of double-strand break; checkpoint clamp complex. Gene Ontology annotation, biological process: nucleotide-excision repair; mitotic DNA replication checkpoint signaling; telomere maintenance.
AUGCGCUUCCGAACACAGUUAAGAGACAGCAGGACCUUCUCCAAGCUCACCGCGUCACUGUCGUCGCUGGGCAAGGUAUGUUGGAUGCGCCUGGAGUACGAAGUCAUCCGCUUUACCAUCAUACCCGACCAAGGCACACAAGUGUGGGCAUCAAUACCAGUCGGAACUAUUUUCGAUGACACAACCUACGAGCUAGAGUCCAAUUCCGACGCCAUCAACAUCGAAGUCAACAUUAGCGUGCUAAACCGAGCCCUGCGCUCCGCUUGGGGCUCAACACAUUCACAACUCCGCCUAACCAAAAAAGACAAAACCCCUCUCUUAGCACUAACAGUCCUCGCAUCAGAAUGGACAGAGGGAAACAUGGCUUUGGCCACCAAUAAUGACGCAGACGGCUUUGGCGACGACGCAAACCCAGAAGCUCCAGCCGACACGACAGGCGAUCGAGGACCACGCGAGCGCCAGACAUGGAUCACGCAAGAAAUCCCGAUCAAGAUCCUCCAUGAGUCAGCAGUCGAAGGCCUGCACGAGCCGCACUGCCCAGACCCCGAAGUGCACAUUAUCCUACCCAAUCUAGCACAGUUAAAGAGCAUAUCCGAUCGCUUCACGAAACUCGCUUCAACAGAUAGCAAAAGCCGACAGCUGGGUGUGAUGGCGCCCGAAGCGCCGGGGAUGCAUUCCGUGUCUUUCAGUGGGUCGGGCGCUAGCACAGCUGCCACAGCACUGUCCACCAACUCGUCUCCCAAGCUGGAAUUAUCUGCCAAUAUGCAUGGCUCGCUACGGCUUGCUAUUGCUACGGAUGAGCUGCGUAUCGCGAGUGUCUGGUCUGAUCUCGUGAACCCGCCAUUGGACCCUGCGCAGAUGACCCAGGAGCAGAUGAGCCAGCUUCCAAGCGAGCUUAAUCGGAAGCGGGAGGCAAGUGAGGGAUUCGAAUCUGGUUGGGCGAAGGUGCGGAUCGAUGGAAAGGAUUGGAGUCGGGUGCUCAGUAUUGGGAGACUCAGUCCCAAGGUUGUUGCAUGCUUCAUCAAUGAAAUGGCAUUGGUUCUUUACGUUUAUCUGCCAGGUAAUCGGGAUGGAGAGGAAUCCUGUUUAACGUAUUAUAUCAAUUCAUUCACCACAUGA